AUGUCCGGCUCCCGCUGCCGGACCCUGUACCCCUUCUCCGGGGAGCGGCACGGCCAGGGGCUGCGCUUUGCCGCCGGCGAGCUGAUCACGCUGCUGCAGGUCCCGGACGGAGGCUGGUGGGAAGGCGAGAAGGAGGACGGGCUCCGCGGCUGGUUCCCAGCCAGCUACGUGCAGCUGCUGGAGAAGCCUGGAAUGGUGCCCCCUCCGCCCGGAGAGGAAAGCCAGAGUGUGGUGCUGCCACCUGGCUGGCAGAGCUACUUGUCUCCCCAGGGCCGGCGCUACUAUGUCAACACGAGCACCAACGAGACCACCUGGGAGCGCCCCAGCAGUUCUCCUGGGAUUCCAGCCAGCCCCGGCACUCACAGGAGCGCUCUGCCUCCAACAGUGAAUGGAUACCAUGCAGCAGGGACCCCAGCGCAUCCUCCUGAGACUGCCCACAUGAGUGUCCGAAAAUCUACCGGUGAUCCCCAGAACCUGGGGUCCUCGUCACCAGGCAAAAAACAGAGCAAGGAAAACACCAUCACGAUAAACUGUGUGACGUUCCCUCACCCAGACACGAUGCCGGAGCAGCAGCUGCUGAAACCAACGGAGUGGAGCUAUUGCGACUAUUUCUGGGCUGAUAAGAAGGACCCCCAAGGCAACGGCACCGUGGCUGGGUUUGAACUACUGCUUCAGAAACAACUGAAGGGCAAACAGAUGCAGAAGGAAAUGUCAGAAUUCAUUCGGGAAAGGAUAAAGAUCGAAGAAGAAUAUGCGAAGAACUUGGCUAAGCUCUCUCAGAACUCCUUGGCCGCACAGGAGGAGGGCUCCCUGGGGGAAGCGUGGGCGCAGGUGAAGAAGAGCCUCGCGGACGAGGCAGAGGUCCACCUCAAGUUCUCCGCCAAGCUUCACAGCGAGGUAGAGAAGCCCCUGAUGAACUUCCGUGAGAACUUCAAGAAAGACAUGAAAAAGUGCGACCACCACAUUGCUGACCUCCGCAAGCAGCUUGCCAGCCGCUACGCUGCCGUGGAGAAGGCCCGGAAAGCACUCACAGAGCGGCAGAGAGACCUGGAGAUGAAGACCCAGCAGCUGGAGAUCAAGCUGAGCAACAAGACAGAGGAGGACAUCAAGAAGGCUCGGAGGAAGUCCACGCAGGCCGGAGAUGACCUCAUGCGCUGUGUGGACCUCUACAACCAGGCCCAGUCCAAGUGGUUUGAAGAGAUGGUGACCACCACGUUGGAGCUGGAGCGGCUGGAGGUGGAGAGGGUGGAGAUGAUCCGGCAACACCUGUGCCAGUACACACAGCUGCGGCAUGAGACAGACAUGUUCAACCAAAGCACAGUUGAGCCUGUGGACCAACUGCUUCGAAAAGUGGACCCAGCCAAAGACAGGGAGCUGUGGGUCAGAGAGCACAAGACGGGCAACAUCCGCCCUGUGGACAUGGAGAUAUAGAUGGGCACAUGCGGCCCCGGGGGUCCUGCCAAGGAGAGGGGCUGGGGGUCCCAUGGAGAAGAGGUGGUGGUUCCCACCAUGGGGCCUGCUGCCAAGUGGAGCGGACCUCCCACCCACUCUCCUGGUCCACUGAGGAGAGGGGAGGGUGUGGGCUGCAGCUAGCGAUUCCAGCAUGGUGGCCUGGAUGGCCUCAAUGGGUGGUCCCUAGUGUUCUCAGGCCAAGAAGAUGGAUCCAUGGCCCCGCCCUUGUCUCUAAGGCGGAAGACCCCCAACUCCCAUGCUGUGCUUGCCGUUUCAAGAACAAACUGAGGCUGGAACUUUGUGGUCCCUGCUGAGCACCGUAGGGGUGAUUUCCCCACCUAGAGCCAGCUGUGUCCCAUGCCUGUGUCCCUGGAAGCCCCAAGGUCCUUCCUCCAGCUGGCCCUCUUGUCUCCAGGGCUUUGGAGGGUCAGGGGAGGGAGGUCUCUGUCUCCAAGCUACGUGUCAGGAUCACAGUCGCGGAUAGAAUGGAUAGAAGGCACCGUUCAGCUCAACAGCCCACACUCCAAAUCUUCUGCAGCCCUCCCUAUUUCUUUUCCCCGUUGCAUUCUGGGAGUCCACAUCCUGGCUCUUGGCUGUCACCUGUCAUGAUCAAGAGUCCUGGGAAGAAGGCUUGGCUCCUGUCUUCCCAGACUGACCUUGCCUGGAGAGGUCAGGAUGGAACUACCUCAUUCAGCAAAUUCGCCCUCAGUCAGAGCGUUGAAUGGCGUUUCCUAGUAGAUCAGACAUCCUCUGUGAAGCUUCCGCUCUGAAAAUCCCAGGCCACCCCACCCUCAGAUGCUCUUCCUCCUGCCCCCACCCCCUUCCACUCUUCAAGGGGCUGGGUCAGCCCAUGUGGGAGAUGGGUUGAGGCAAGUCUUUGUCAUCCCCCAGAUGGUUCCACCUGCUUGUGCGUGGUGGCAUUGGGUUCACUGUCCCUUGUAUGGCUUUGUCUCAUUGGUGGUCACUGAACAGGCAUUGAAGACUAAAAUGGCCACAGUAGGUUGUCACCAACUAGGCAGUGUCCCACCACCGUGGCCUCUCAGCGACUUCGACACAUUCCAGAGCCCCACAUCAAGCCCCUGCUUGGUGCUGGUACCACCUUUCCCUUCAUCUCCCAAUUCCUAGAAAAAUCUGGUCAAAGUGUGACUUAGGAAGCUUUUAGGGCUGCCAUCGGGUCUGCUCAUUACUAUCCCCUUUUCCCAACCACAGCAAACAUAUUUUCCAUCAUAUUGAGUCUUGAGAAUCAGUUCAAAAGGACCAGAGGAAGAAAAGGGACCUGAAGGAGGACAUGCAGCCAGCAAGGGCAAGUUGUGGCCUGGGACCCACGCCCUGAGAACCAACCCAUCUUUCUUGUCCUCCCCGUCGAUUGCUUUGGACUUAUAGGACCCAUACAUUUCCCAAGCGUGCAGAAUUCUCAGAGCAUAACCAGCUGGUCUUUCAUUCUUACAUGCUAGUAUCUGAUGACUUGUUAAUCUUGAAUCUUUUGGUACUUCUUUCAUUGGGUCAGAAUCGCUCUCUCGUAGUUUAUGGUAGAAAGAUGCCCAAUAUACUAAAGCAAACCAAACUUUGUCACUUCUCCUAUUGAAGCAUCCCAACCGGAAAGGUCAACGUGAAGGCCUUCACCAGCAUGAAUCUGUCCCCUGCAUGGAGAACUACUCCUUCCGGACCUGGGAUUGGGCUGUGAUACCAGCCGCCAACUUCAGGGUAUCAGUUCUUAGUUUAUUAAAAACAGGUGCUAGUAGUAAUUGCUUAGUAAACUAGUUUGUGAUGUCCAAAUAUUCAAAGCCAAUAGCUCUGUUAUGAACACAUAUUUUGAGUGGUAUGCUCACUGAUUUUCUCAUUUGCCUCUGAGGGUUCCAGAGCCUUCUCUUACUCCCUGGGACAGAGGGAGCUCUCUUGCCUCUUCCAGGGUAGCCUGAGCUGGCCCAGCGUGUGCCAGUCUGUCUGAUGAAGUCAUUCUUUCCGCCCCAUCCCCUCGCCUCAGUCCUGUUGGCUUUUUCUGUUUUUCUUUCCUCCCCUAUUCAUUCAUCAAGCAUUUAGCUGAAGCCAAGCAGUGUGCUAAGUUCCGAGGAUAAGAUACGGGCUUGUUUUGUGUAGACAUCUUUUCUCCAGGGUCCUCGCGGGCCAGUCACCUUGGCAUUCAUACACAGGUACUCUCCGCAGCACUGGGGUUUUCGGAGACACUGCCUGUUGUGCUGACCUGCACCCACUCAUUCAUUCAGCAGGUACUUGGGACAGGCCAGGCGCUGCGCGGGUUACCAGCUGUGUGACUGCAUGCAAGCCGUCUCCCCGUCCCCUCUGUUCUCCAUGUAGCCCUUUCUGGAAAAGAACGUGUCACCUUCCACAUUUAACCCACGGCAGCCCGUAAUUAUAGUACAAACUGCCGCCACAUUGCAUUUACCCACUGGGUGGAAGGUGACAGCAACAGGGUUCGGUCACCUGGUUGCUGGACCGUCGCAGCCCAUGUGCAACGUGAACUUACAAGAUUUCUUUUAGUUUUAAAUAGGUAUAGGUCUCACUUUACAAAGAGGAGGAAUCCUAAGCAUGGCCAGUGAGUGCGGUGACAUGAACACAGUGAACUAAGCGGAGCUGGAGCAGACAGUCCAGCUCCCUGUCCUUGCCAGCGGGGCCCCUCCGGGUGAAGUCAAGAUCAGGGUGAAGUCCAGAGUAUCGCAGCAGCAAACACUCUCUCUGGGCUGUUGUUUUGCUUAUGUUCUGGCGUUUAGGUUGUAAGAGGAUUUGGCUGAGUUUAUUCAGAAUCGGUGAGUGAAUCUAGGUUCUUGAGCACAUCUAUUGUUUCAUUUCUGAGAAUAAGUGAGCCCCUCCCACCUGCCUCCUUUUUUUUUAAAAAAAAAUCUCAAUGACAAAUGGUGUUCAAAGUGUGCUGGUUGCCAUGACAACCUCCAGGAAAAGCCACUUGUUCCUCUUAUUUUUUUUUUGGUAGUAUUUUUUAUCAGUAUUGCAAAGCACUGCCAACUGAACCACAGGGAUGGCUGUCCUGAGGUUCUGCCAGCGGGACCACCCUGGGCCUCCUUUCUGCCUCCGCUGGGUGCCUGUGGGUGGGAGGAUUUCUGAGCUAGGAGGCACUUGUCUGCUUAUCGGGCUGGUUGACGACUGGAGCAGACAGAAACAGUGCACAUUCAUGAACCAGGGAUUUGUUCCCAUUCCCUUCAUGAAAACCAAUCAAUUACUAGAUUAGUGGCUGGGUACAUAAAAAUCUUGGCUGAGCCCAAGUCCCUUCUUGGAAAUGCAAGCCAUAAAAUUCAAAGGACGUCAGAGAUCUCGGCUUGUUGAAGUGAUUUUGCUUCCAGUUGUGAGUGGCCCUGGCAUGGAGAGUUUGCACAGGAUUCUGCAGACCUGCUGGUUAUUGUGUAGGUAGGAAAGCACUUUACAAACGUUAAGUGGGGUGCAGAUCGCAGUGUGUUACUCAGCCACGCCCAGUCUAUUCCCCUCAUCCUCCCCACCCCUGUAAGACACACUGCCUUUGCUUUCUCCAGGCUUAUUGAGGAAUUUGACGUACAGUAUUGAGGUUUAUUGACAUAAAGUGAAAUUCACCCUUUUGAACUAUAUGGUUCUGUGAAUUUUGACAACUUAUACAGCCUCAUAACCAUCUCCAAAAUCAACAUAGUAUUUCCAUCACUCCAAAAAUUCCCCCAGAGCCCCAUAGUCAAACUACUCCUUCUACCCCCCCAGCCCUUGGCAGCCACUGAUUGAUUUUUCUGGCCUUACAGUUUUGCCUUUUCUAGAAUAUUAUUGGGUCACCCAUGCUGUUGUGUGUCUGUAGUGUUUCAUUGCAUGGAUGUACCCCACGGCUUCCUUGCUCUUAAAAUGAGUUGUUUGCCCCAGAAGUUCCUGUUCUAGGGUCUUCAGCUUGUUUGCAUGGCCACUUCAGCCUGCUGCUUCCUGCAGCCCCCAAGGCUCCUCCAAAUGCCACCUGUGCCCACAGGUAGUUCUGGGGGCGCACACUUGCCUUUUUGAUUCAUGCUGGGAUUUGACAAUGCAGAAAGUUGCCAGGGAUUGGGUGAAGGGUGGUUGGGGUCUCAGUUGCCUUUCACUUCUGCUGUACCCUGAAGCUUGCACCUCAGCUAGCAGAUUCCCUCUCUCCUGGGGACCCUCAUAUCAGUCCUUGGUAUUUAUUGAGCAUUAGGGGCUGUGAAAGGCAAAUGGACGUAGCAUGGAUGAGAAGGCAGGGGGCUGGCCUUGGGUUCCUCACGACCCUUUCCUAGAUCUCUGCUUUAUCUGCAGACUGAGGGUAUUCUUCUAGAAGGUCUCUCAGGCUUUCUGCAGUUAUUGCACUCUGACUUCCCCCUUUUCAUACCUAAUCUGGGUCCCAUCAGUGCAGUAGUGCAUGGUGUUACCUAAAGUCCUCAUGAGGGGGGCACUCUGGCAUUUCUCCAUUUAGACAAAAAUGAAGCUAAAAUUACAUUUUGUGAGCUAUUGAGAAUGAAGUAAUUCCUCCUUAAGACCACCAAGGUGACAGCUCCUCCAAGCCAUGUCUUAAUCAUGCCUUGCUUAGUGACAGGUGAGCCCUGGAAGGCAACCAGGCACCUCUGCAAGCAAACUGAAAACACCUGAGUCCAGGCCAGGGCCAAGGAGCUAUGCUGCUGGGACGCUCUGGGCUGAAUUUUGCUAAGGACGACUUAUCAACCCCUCACACCCAUCCCCAGGAGAAUUAUUUUUGUCAGGCCUUUCCAGAAGGGGAGGGACCCAACUCCUAUUGCAGCAGGUUUGGGUGAGACUAAGACAGGUGACAAAAAAGCAAUGUUCCACUUUCCCUCGCCCUCUGGAUGCUGGAUCCAGGCUCUCGGGGCCCUUGUUGGGAAGUACCUCGGAAGGAGAGGGGCAGUGACCACCUUUGAGCUCUCUGUGCUGUUCAGGGCACAUUCAUCCUUUUUGUUUCAGGGAAAUUCUUAAUGGGAUUGCAAAGGGUCUGGCACAUGGAUGCUCUAAUGGGGACAGUGUGACACUGGGACAGAGAAGUCCCAGGGGCAAGAACACUGGACUGGGCCUACUCUACUGUCUCAUUUGCCCUGUAACCUGAAGUUGUCACAUCCCCUCCUGGGACCUCUGUGGACUCUUCUGUCAACUGAGACGCUCCCCUUCCAGCCUCAUAUGCAGCAGCAGACUGGCUCUUGGGAGCCACAGCCUCCAGGCAGCCAUGUGGACCCAGGGAGAGACAGUCAAAGGGACACCAGCCACCCUUGGUGAUGGGCCCCAAAUCCACACCUCUGCCCUACCCAUAGGAAGGAGGUAACUGGGCGGGAGGGGGCGCGGCCCUUUCAUAGACACGAGCACAUCAGCAAACCCUACGGAAGUGGACUUUUCUAACAAAAUAAACUUGCUUGUUUGGUCUGUUUUCUGUAACUUUUGCUAAAUACUUUAUACAUUUUUAAUGUUAUAAAGCUGUGUCUCCUGCCAGCAUUCCUCAUCCCAGUAUGAAUGUGUUUACUCCAAAUUGUAUAUCGUUCCACCCUCUGGCUGCCUAGAUCAGUAAAUAAAAUUGAUGUAAUAUAAUUUAUAAGUAACACUGUUGAAACUCUGAUCCCUAUGGGGGCUGCAAUCUGCCCACCCCUCCCACCCCUAUAAUAGCACUUGUGUGUAUUAAUGCUGAAGAAUUAAAUGUUUAAAGGGUUUAAAUUUUGAAGGCGUUGGCCAUAUAUAAUUGUCUGCACUAUUAUAAAGCGUUUUCAGGAAGUUAAAUGCUCUCCCAUUUUUUGUCCUCGGCUCUGUGUGUACACUUGAGAUGCUUAGAUUCACCCCAUGUGAAAUAAACUGUCCAGAGACGCUGGGUCCCGCUGGGUGACCCUCCUUCCUGGAGCACUGCCACUCUC
Molecule: messenger RNA, 7283 nt
Organism: Miniopterus natalensis
Lineage: Eukaryota; Metazoa; Chordata; Mammalia; Chiroptera; Miniopteridae
Gene: GAS7
Product: growth arrest specific 7
Biological process (GO): neuron projection morphogenesis; clathrin-dependent endocytosis; clathrin coat assembly
Cellular component (GO): clathrin-coated vesicle; cytoplasm; plasma membrane
Molecular function (GO): protein binding
Source: RefSeq, a predicted model, not a curated record